CGUCCUGGGGCUCAGAGAAGGCUGCACGCGCACGCUGCUGCACUUGAUAACACGGGAUAAGUUUUUACCCCGAAGGACGCUUCGGGUUAUUCUUGUGUUGUAUUUUGUUUUCCUUUAGAGGCAACAGAAAUGACACUUGUGGAACUUUGAAAAGAAAAGAAAAACUAACAUGUGCCUGUAAGCUGUUUCAUGUUACUGAGGGAAUAAACGUCAAGUGGAUAUUACACACCGGGCUCCGGACGCAGAGACCCGACACUUCCAUGCUCACUUUAAACAUUCAUUUGUUUUCUCACAUGUCCUUGGACAGCUUUUAGUCUUUUUUUUCCACCAGUCUUUUUUCUCAUAAUGCGACUUUUUUUUCUGGCGUGUGCAACCUGUCAGGAACAAACAGAGCUGGUAAAAAUGUUACAAGGUCGUUAAAUUUAUUGGAACGUGACCACCGGAGAUGAACUUUCUCCGUAUUGAUUGCGCGAGCUCUGGUGAAUGAUUGACAGCAGAGGCUCGGCCUGGCGCUCUGUGGACAUUUAUGGAUUUACCGUCAGGAGUUCAACUUGUUUUGUUUUAAUCAUUAAGAGAAAAGAAGGAGCACAACAUAACUCUGGCCCUGAUUCAUUCAGCAGAAGAAGAACGUUUUCAUCCAGGUUUCGGAGAUGAACUGAAGCUAAUUCACCCUCCUCCAUUACUAUUUUUAAUUUCGUUUUAAUGACUCUAAAUCAAUCACUUUAAAACAUGUUUUAUAGGCCUAUGGAAUCUACGGUGAGGCACGCGACGUGCAGCCCGGUGUUACAGCGGCCCCUCGUGCUACUGCUGCUGCUGUUCCGGUGUCCUGGUCUCACAUUUGGAGCCUCCAAAGAUCUGGUGUGUGAGCCCAUAACUGUUCCCAUGUGCAAGGGCAUCGGCUACAACCUGACCUACAUGCCCAACCAGUUCAACCAUGACACCCAGGAGGAGGUGGGGCUGGAGGUGCACCAGUUCUGGCCCCUGGUCCGGAUCCGCUGCUCUCCAGACCUGCUCUUCUUCCUGUGCAGCAUGUACACCCCCAUCUGCCUGCCGGACUACCGCAAGCCACUGCCACCCUGCCGGUCUGUGUGUGAACGGGCCAAACGGGGCUGCUCCCCUCUAAUGAGCCAGUACGGCUUCGAGUGGCCUGAGAGGAUGAGUUGCGAGCAGCUGCCCCAGCUGGGAGACGACUCGACCCUGUGCAUGGACCGGAACAGCAGCGAGACCACCACCCUGGCUCCACCAUUCCCCAAGCCCACCUCUAAAGGCCGGGCCAGACCACCCAGCCCCCCGCAGUGUGACAGGGAGUGCCGCUGUCGAGACCCCCUGGUCCCAAUCAAGAGGGAGUCCCACACUCUUUACGGCCAGGUCCACACCGGCCCCCUACCCAACUGCGCCCAGCCCUGCCACCAGCCCUACUUCUCAGCCAACGAACGCGCCUUCACCAGCUUCUGGGUGGGACUCUGGUCGGUGCUGUGCUUCAUCUCCACCUUGACCACUGUUGCCACCUUCCUCAUUGACAUGGAACGCUUCCAGUACCCGGAGAGGCCCAUCAUCUUCCUGGCUGCAUGCUACCUCUUCGUGUCCUUGGGUUACAUCAUCCGCCUGGUGGCAGGCCAUGAGCGAGUGGCGUGUGGCACCGGCAGCAAUGUUGGUGGCGACCAGCUGCACAUCCUCUACGACACCACUGGCCCUGCUCUCUGCACCCUUGUCUUCUUGUUGGUGUACUUCUUUGGCAUGGCCAGCUCCAUCUGGUGGGUGGUGCUGUCCUUCACCUGGUUUCUGGCUGCAGGGAUGAAGUGGGGCAGCGAGGCCAUUGCAGGAUACUCGCAGUAUUUCCAUCUCGCCGCCUGGCUCAUCCCCAGUGUCAAGACAAUCGUCGUCCUGGCUCUCAGCUCUGUGGACGGGGACCCUGUGGCUGGAAUCUGCUACGUGGGGAACCAGAGUCUGGAAAGUCUGAGGGGAUUCGUACUCGCACCUCUUGUGGUUUACCUCUUCACUGGCUCACUUUUCUUACUUGCCGGCUUUGUUUCUCUCUUCCGCAUCAGAAGCAUCAUCAAGCAAGGGGGAACCAAGACGGACAAACUGGAGCGGCUGAUGAUCCGCAUUGGGCUCUUCACGGUGCUGUACACGGUCCCCGCCACCAUCGUGGUGGCCUGCCUGGUCUACGAGCAGCACUACAGGCCAGGCUGGGAGCGAGCCUUGGCCUGUUCCUGCCCGUCUGAGCGCCAGCGCUUGGGUGGGGGCCCAGAAUAUGCCGUCUUCAUGCUCAAGUACUUCAUGUGCUUAGUGGUGGGGAUCACAUCAGGAGUCUGGAUUUGGUCAGGAAAGACACUGGAGUCCUGGAGGAGGUUUGUCACACGAUGCUGCCCCUGCUGGCCACGGAAAACCACCGCUCCACCCUCCAUGUACAGCGAGGCCAGUACUGCUUUAACUGGACAUACUGGAACUGGGCUGACAUCAGGGAUCUACCACAAAGCUGUUCCAUCGCAUAUAUGAACUGACUGGCUCAGUUAAGAGGAUUGAUGUUCAUACAGUCACCUCUGUGAACACUCAGAAACACACUACAGUCUCUAAACACACACCAAGUGAGUGUGGACAAACAUCUGCAGAAUGUCAGCUUGCACAAAAAAACUACAUGAUUGUGACAAUAUAUAAGGUAUAAAAAAAAAAUUUAACAAACAACCUGAUUGAUAGGAAAUUCCACUAAACGGAAACUUUAAAAUAGUUUGACUUUGGUGAAAAGUGACUUCAACAAUUGGAGCUGCUUUUCUACGCCAGCUGACCAAGCAACAUCUGCUGAAAAGAAAAAACAAUCUUCAAACCUAAUAGAGCUACAUGGAUCCAUGAUGGAAUCACACACACUUCUACCUGUCUGCUUAUCCUGAGCACUAAGAGAAACACAUAUUUAUUUAUGUAUAUAUUGUACAAAGUUGCUGUAAAAACAAUUAGAUGUAUGGUGUGAUGUGUAGUUUGUAACCAACCAAUGCCACUGCCAAAAGCUAAGUGUAAGACACCAGAGAAACAAAUCUUGUCUGAUUUGAAUUGUAUAAACUUUUACAUAAAUGUCAUAUUUCAUGUUAAUGUUUUGCGUGUGAUAUCUGGUGUUUUGUAUUAUUAGGAAACUGAAAUAGCUGGAAAACUCUUUGUUCAGGUUUUCCCAGACUUAGAAGUAAUCUGGGAAUCAAACAAAAAGCAAUUCAGCCUCGACGGAUACUGUUAUAACCUCUAAGCGAUGUUGUUAGUUUACAUCCCAUUUAAAGUUCCUAAAGUCGCUUUCUGAACUAGUUCUGCUUAUGUUCUGUGAACGAUCAGGCUGUGAUUAUGUUAAAGCUGCAGGAGGAAACUGACCUGGCCUUUACCCCCCUCUACUGGUUGACAGUGGAGCUGCUCACUUUGUACCCCCCCCCCCCAAACAGAUCAACGUUAAACCACAGACCCUCAGUCAAAUUAGAUUUUGUACCCAAACUGUCAAAAAUGUUACAGUGGAAUCCAUUAUUGGCAUAGGUUUUUAUUUUGAUCUCCUGUGGACUACCUGGUACCGACUCAAGGGCCUCUUAAAAGGUCCCUGGACCUCACUUUGAGAACCAUUGCUCUACUUUUCUUGUGAUUUCAAGACAUGGAUUCUAAACAGACAGAUUUAAGGAUUAUAGAAUUUUGAAAUAAUUAGUUGGACAGAAAAUUAACCAGCAACGUGUUUGAUAAUCGACUAGUUAUUAAAGUAAUUUAAAGAAGAAAUUCCAAAUGUGUAGAUUCAACUUUUCCAAUCUCUCAUUUCAUAAACACCGUUUGCACAGCUGGUCGGAGAAAACAAAUAAUAUACCCCCUAGGUGACAUGCAUUUCCACAAUCA
Messenger RNA from Etheostoma cragini (Arkansas darter), 3852 nucleotides. It is a transcript of the gene fzd5, whose product is annotated as frizzled class receptor 5. Gene Ontology annotation, biological process: non-canonical Wnt signaling pathway; canonical Wnt signaling pathway. Lineage: Eukaryota; Metazoa; Chordata; Actinopteri; Perciformes; Percidae. Gene Ontology annotation, cellular component: plasma membrane. Gene Ontology annotation, molecular function: Wnt receptor activity; Wnt-protein binding. The transcript has a single exon. The record is from RefSeq and is a predicted model, not a curated record. The coding region runs from base 730 to 2499 and encodes 589 amino acids.